UAUAAAAUGAGAUGCAGCUUUGCUUCUGACAGUUCACAGGCAAGAGAAGGAGGAGAGACACCUUCCAGAAACAUCCGCCUAUCAACAGAGACCCAUCGACACUGGCUAAGGUAUCAGUUGCCAAGAUGCUGACCCUCUUGGCCCUGGUCAUCACAAUGACCGUCCAGGCAGGAGCACUUGACCUGCAGACUUCAUCUUUACUGCUGGGAGGUCUUCCUGUCAAUCAAGUAGCCACUGAGGCUUUCAGAAAAGCCCCUCUCGAUCUAACUGGAAGACUGCUCAGGAGUCCCCAGAGAACCCCUCCAUUCAGAAAACGUCAAGCUAGGACCCCAGGAGGCAGGUGUCUACCCGUGGCCAAGUACUUACUGUCCCAAAGCAAACUUGAAGAAUAUAUGAACACCACCCUGCCCCCAAAGAUCCAGAAGAAGCUGAUGUGUGAGAAGGUACUUCUGUCUGGUACAAUUGGAAAAGUGCUAUCCACGGUGACCAACUCCGACCUACUGUCUAUAUUAGAUGUCACUUCAGCCCUCAACUUACCUGGAGGUGAUGCUCUUGGUGGCAUCCUGGGCAAAGGAAGUGGUGGCCUGACCUCACAGCUCCCACUGCCAUCACUCUCAAAAGUCACUGACACCCUCAGUAUCGCAGGGGAUCUGGGCAGCCUACUACCCACUGGUGCAGAGAAGAAUCCUGCAAAAGGACUCGUCGACACCCUUGGUGUUGCAAAUCUCCCCCUGCCCCUGAAUGAUGUGGGCGAACAAGCCGGCAAGCUCACAGAAUCCACCCAGGACAUGCUGAACAGCGCACUGCCAGCAGGCAUUGGAGAUGCAGUCACAGGCAUGCUGGGAAGUAUUAACAUAGAAGACCUCUUGUUAGGAUUAAAUGUUCAAGCCGUGACUGUGGAAAACAUGACAUCAGCCAUGACAGGUGGUGGGAUCCUUGUCCAAGCCACAACUACUGCCAUCAUAGGUGGAAAAGGGACCAAAGCAGGAGAAUGA
Molecule: messenger RNA, 995 nt
Organism: Mustela erminea (ermine)
Lineage: Eukaryota; Metazoa; Chordata; Mammalia; Carnivora; Mustelidae
Product: vomeromodulin-like
Exons: 5
Coding region: 126-995 (289 amino acids)
Biological process (GO): sensory perception of smell
Source: RefSeq, a predicted model, not a curated record